Molecule: messenger RNA, 1788 nt
Organism: Penicillium mononematosum
Lineage: Eukaryota; Fungi; Ascomycota; Eurotiomycetes; Eurotiales; Aspergillaceae
Product: Leucine Rich Repeat domain protein
Exons: 6
Coding region: 1-1788 (595 amino acids)
Molecular function (GO): Hsp90 protein binding
Source: RefSeq, a predicted model, not a curated record
AUGGCUUCAAGAUCAGGUACGCGUAUAGUACGCGGAGUAACGUCCAAAAAGAAAGCUGACAUAGAGAAAGCCGCUGCUCUUCAGCAAGCAGGCCAAAAUGCCUACAAAGUUGGCGAUCUCCAAGGCGCCAUCGAGUCCUUCACCCAGGCAUUGGCGGCAAACAAUGAGGAUACUGGCGUUCUGGAUAACCGCGCGGCCACAUAUUGCAAGUUGAAACUGUACAGCCAGGCCCGCGCUGAUGCCAGAGCUAUGGUCAAGCUUGCACCCAAUGACGACCGUGGAUACCUGCGCUUGGCCAAGGUCCUGUGUCUAGAUGGGAACUUUGACAAGGCCCGAGACAUCUACGAAUAUGCCCUCCAGAAAAUUCCAGCCGAUCACCCAGGCCGCAAUGCAAGUCUUUCUUUCUUCCUUUUUCUUCUUUUCAGUCUCGUCCUCACGCAGUUGAACAAGAAACUGCAGGAUAAGCUGGCAGGAGGAAACAGGCGCGACCCAUUUACGACCCUGCCACUAGAGAUUGCAGAACUCACGCUUCGGCGCUUCUCCUUCAAACAGAUCGUGGCAAUCCUACGCGUCUGUAAAGGAUGGAACCGAUUCAUAGGCGGACUGUCCACCCUCUGGAUGCAUGUUGACCUCACUGGAGCUAGAUCUCGUGUACCUUGGACAUCUGUCCGAAACUACAUCCAUCGAUCCCGAGCACAACUGACCCGUGCCACCAUUUCAAAUCUUGUGCCCUCUACUACGCCUAAGGUGCUUGACAUGUUAAGCAGAUGCCCUCAACUAGAGCACUUGGAGUUGAUGGUUCCUCAUAACCAACCUAAAGAAUUCUACCUGAAAAUCAAAGAUUUUCAACAUCUGAGGAGUAUCGUUUGUGGAGCAGACAUCAGCCUUUCACAUGCUUGUGUUGGGAGUAUUUUAUCAGCCCUCUCGAAACUCGAGAAAGCUUCUUUUCUCCGUGUUUGGGAUAAUCCUACCAGAGGACCCUGGCCCUGGCCUCAGCAUCUCCCAAAUAUGAAGAGUCUAACUAUUGCGUCUUCACAAGAAAAUCCUCAAGGCUUGAGCUUCCCGGAUGUACUUCCGGGGCUGGGAUCGUCCGCGUAUCCCAACUUAGAGGAGUUGGGGCUGGUCUGGGAUCCCGCGCGUGCACAAUCAUACCGGUUUGAUCCGGUGCAAGAGGAGGAACAUCUUCCGCCGCUCCGCAUACUAGAUCUUCGGGGCGCGGCUGUCCAACAUAAUUUCUAUUCAAUCCUUCCAGCCAGCCUUGAGUCUCUUCGCUUGUUUUCCGGGUCCAUCGAGGCUCCUCAUCUUGGUGGAAAUAUGUUGACACCGGGCGAGAACGAACUUCCAAACUUGAAGACACUGAUAUUCAACGACACACCAUGGGUCAACCACUCCACGCUGUCCCUAUUCCUACUCCAUUCCAAGGCUCCCCUCCGAACCCUUCACGUGAAUUUUUGCCACAAGAUCAACAGCGAAGACUUCAUUAAUAUUCUUAACGAUUCCGACGGAGCGAAUCCAGAAUUGAAAGAAUUAACUGAUGUGGGAGUCGCCUGUAUGGCUGGUAUGGACGACUGGGGCGUCGGAAAUCUGUCGGCAGUAUUGCCAAAUCUGAAAAUCCUUGACUUGUCGCAAACGAGAAUUACUGGUUGCACCAUUCGCAUGUUUGCGGAUGCCCGGACCGAAGAAUCAGUCGUUGAGAAACUCGACGUUUUAAUCAUUAAAGGAUGUGACGGUGUGUCUCGUGAUGCCAUCGACUAUGGACGACAAAUGGGCCUCAAGAUCGUCACUUAG